Messenger RNA from Wasmannia auropunctata (little fire ant), 518 nucleotides. RefSeq lists its product as uncharacterized. Lineage: Eukaryota; Metazoa; Arthropoda; Insecta; Hymenoptera; Formicidae. The transcript is spliced from 4 exons. The record is from RefSeq and is a predicted model, not a curated record. Gene Ontology annotation, biological process: sensory perception of taste. Gene Ontology annotation, cellular component: membrane. The coding region runs from base 1 to 408 and encodes 135 amino acids.
AUGACUUUUAAAAUGGCAUACUAUUUUGGCUGCAUAGUGUUUGACCUGCGCGACCUUUUAAACGCAAUACUUAUUAACAAUUAUGUGAAAUCUAGAAUAUUGGCCAUCACUUUGAAUUUAGUCUGGACUAUUCAUAAUGUUUUCAAAUUCCUGCUUAUUAAUUAUAUGUGUGAAGCAGUCACCACCAAGGCAACUGCAACAGCAGAUUUAUUAAAUAGAUUAUCAUAUUUUACUUGUGACGUUGAAAUUCGUGAAAUCAUUUCACAGUUUUCAUCGCGAAUAGUUUAUGCACCACUUAGAUUCUGUGGAAUCGGAUUUUUUGAAUUUGGCUUUAAAUUUCUUCGAAAGUUUAUAACAUCUGUUAUAACCGUUUUAAUUAUACUAAUACAAGCACAAGCAAAUGAGUAAACUGCAGCAAAAUUCAUAAAAAAUAGUUUAAUGAUAAUCUAUAUGUAAUGUUAUGUAUAAAAUGCAUUAUGCAAUAUCAUUUAGACUUGGUUCGACAUCUCUGUAAUAGU